GCCACCGGGUGCAUUAGGAAUAGGUGAGACUGUAAGUGAACGAGAUCCCAGCAGAUUCCUGAGCAGAAUGAAGGUGCGGCUCAUUGCUAUCAGAAAUAACAAGGAUUAAUCAAAGUCCAACCCUGUGCUCAUGCGCCAGAUACCUCUCCUGCACAGACCCAGAUAACUCACAGCUAUGAACCAUCUGUUCUUUCUAUGGAUCCUUCUCCCUGUUGCAGGGACAAUGCAAGUGAGGACAUAUCCACAGCAAGCAAGAGGCUGGGUGAGGAAAAGCACUUUACUGAGCUGUUAUUUCACAAGCCCCAGAGACACAAAGUUGGAAGAUAUUGCAGUGAGAUGGGCCGUGAAGUCCCCGGGUGCCCUGAGAACCGUCUACUCGUUUGAUGGAAACAGAACAGAGUGUGAUAGAAAAGAGACUUUCCUGGAUCUCUCCCUCCUGGAGAAUGGAAAUGCCUCCCUCUAUCUGAAAGAUAUAACCGUGGAAGAUGAAGGAGAAUAUACCUGCACCGUAUUAAUAACUCCCCAUGUGGGACAUUCCAAAAUUGCACUAAAAGUGACAGCAAAGCCCUAUGUGAGUUUAGAGCCCCAGAAUACAACCUAUUUCCAUGGCGAGAUAAAGACUUUCUUCUGUAUCGUCCAGAAUUAUUAUCCACAGGAGAUUGAAUUAAACUGGCUGGUGAGUGGGCCGGACAAAGAGUGGGUUCUGCCAAAAACUUACUGUACCAGUGACCCAGCUCUCAAUACUGACGGCACCUACUCCGUGAAGAGCCAGAUAGCCUUAGUCCUUAAUGAAAGUGAUUCUGGAGCAACAACUUACAUCUGUGAAGUCACACACGUGUCACUGGAAGAGCCGGCGAGGGGAAGAACCUCCAUAUUCCUGGCGCCUUCUCAGGCCAUUCAUACGGACACUGGAUUCAUUGUAGGAGUUGCCAUAGGCUGUGUACUGGUGACCGGAAUGAUCAGCGUCUUAUUCAGCGUUUUAUAUCAGAAGCGACUUGCAGAAGUUGCUCCUCUGGUAUCGCCAAUUAUUCUGCCGGCACUGGUAAUCGCCAAUGAAAAAAUUACAUUUACGUGCAACAUUAAUGGCUUCCGGCCAAAGCCAAUCAACAUCCAGUGGUACAUUGACAGGCCAAAGCAAGGUCAGAGAAGCCGUUCCAUUGAUACGCCUCUACUCUGUGGUGAGGACAUCACACACCAAGCCCAACAUCUGGUGACCAAACAUGGGAGUGUCUUCAGUGCGACAUCCCAGCUAUUUUACACUCCAACUGUUCAAGACGAUGGAGCCACUUUGGUCUGUGAGGUGGAACACAAAGCCUUACAUGCAACAGUGCGACAGAAGGAAAAGAUAAAUAUAACCGCUCGCCCCAAAAAAUGUUACAUCACAAGUUGGCCACUGGUCCCUCAGUUGGGAGAAAGACUUGUCCUGAGCUGCAUCGUAGAGAAGUUUUACCCAAUGGAGAUAUCUCUAACGUGGCUGAAGAACGGGCAGUUGGUCACGGAUGUGACGUCAUUCGGGCCCUUCCUCUGUGAGGACGACUAUUGCAGCAUAUGGAGUCAGACUGAACUCUUACUGACUGAGGAGGAUGAUGGCCUUAUCUAUACUUGUCUGAUCAACCAUAUGAGUUUUGGGAAGAUAGAGGAACUGAACUAUGAAAUUAACUUAAAAGGAACACCUCCUGAGGUCCAGUGGAUCAUAGCUGAACCCCAAAAUCCUACCGAAGGGGAAGAAGUUAUGCUAAGGUGCAAGAUCAGUAACUUUUCUCCUCCACAAGUAACAGUGAACUGGUUCAGAAAUGGAGUCCAGCUUGGAACGGGGGUCUGUAACUCUCUGUGUGUGGCCAGUGCUAGGGGUUUGCACUCAAUGUGGAGCAUGUUGAGGUUUCCAUGCCAAGCCCAAGACCACGGAAGUAUAUUUAUGUGCCAAGUCAACCACACUGCUUUAAAGAACUGUGAAGAGAGAUCCUACACAUUGAGCCUGUCUGGAAAAAGCUGAUCAUGGACAACAUAGCGCCGUGGGGAACUCAUAGCUACUGUAUAUACUGUAUAUAGAUCCAACAAACCAUGGUGGCCUCAGAAAUACUUAUAGCUUUAUGCUGGAUAUUUAUUCUUUUAACAGUGUGUAAUCCUUAACCCAUACAAUUGUGUGUUGUAUAUAUCAUUUUUAAAUAAGCUUUGCCAGUGA
This is a messenger RNA of Xenopus laevis (African clawed frog), 2182 nucleotides long. RefSeq lists its product as uncharacterized. The coding region runs from base 176 to 1993 and encodes 605 amino acids. The transcript has 7 exons. Lineage: Eukaryota; Metazoa; Chordata; Amphibia; Anura; Pipidae. The record is from RefSeq and is a predicted model, not a curated record.